This is a messenger RNA of Suncus etruscus (white-toothed pygmy shrew), 1264 nucleotides long. It is a transcript of the gene CACNG6, whose product is annotated as calcium voltage-gated channel auxiliary subunit gamma 6. Gene Ontology annotation, cellular component: membrane; L-type voltage-gated calcium channel complex. The coding region runs from base 1 to 753 and encodes 250 amino acids. Gene Ontology annotation, biological process: regulation of calcium ion transmembrane transport via high voltage-gated calcium channel; calcium ion transport. Gene Ontology annotation, molecular function: calcium channel regulator activity. NCBI's taxonomy places the organism in Eukaryota, Metazoa, Chordata, Mammalia, Eulipotyphla, Soricidae. The record is from RefSeq and is a predicted model, not a curated record. The transcript has 4 exons.
AUGAUGUGGAACAACUUCUUCCUGCAAGAGGAGGAGCGGCGGCGUGGGGCCGCGAGCCGGCGGCGCGCGCGGGGUCCCCGGUCGGGGCUGAGCCCGGAGCGCGAGCGCAAGGCCCGCUGGACGCUGCUGGGCACGGCGGUGGGCGUCGCGCUGGCCGUGCUGGCCGUGGGCACCGACUACUGGGUGGAGCUGAACCCCGCGGGCGACGCCGCCUGCGCCACGGCCCACCUGGGGCUCUGGAAGGCCUGCACCCGGCGCCCGCGCCCCGCACACGGGCCCCCCUGCGGCCCUGCGCGCUUGCACCCAGAUGCAAACUGCACCUAUUUUAAAUUCUUCACCACGGGGGAGAAUGCACACAUCUUCCAGAGAACCACCAAGAGAGAAGUGAAUCUGGCGGCAGGAGUCCUCGCAGUGCUCGGCCUGGUGAUCAUGGCCCUGGGCAGCCUCUGCAUCAUCAUGAUGCUCACCCAAGGCGCAGAGUUCCUGCUCCGCGUGGGCGCCAUCUGCUUCGGCAUCGCAGGUCUGCUCCUGCUGGUGGCCCUGGAGACCUUCCGUCAGUCGGUGAUCGCGCUGCUGAGCCAGGCCGAACCCGAGGCGCCUGAACUGGUGGCCGAGUACUCCUGGUCACUGGGCUGUGCGGCUGCAGGGGCCCUGGUGCUGCUCCUGGGGGGCUGCAGCUUCCUGCUGCUCAGCCUACCCCGGCCCUGGAGCUCGCCCUGCCUUGGCCGGGGCCGGGACCACGGGGCCACCUAGGCCGAAGUAGCCCACUCUCGGCCCAACACUCCGUCCAUCUGUAGGGGACCUGGCCCAAGAUCAGCCUGGACACUGGACACGGUCCUCGAGGCCUAGAAGGAAGGAAUUCUGGAUCCUGCUCUAGGCUGGGGUUGUUUGGGGCCUCCCACGGGUAGAGGCUCCCUGUCCUGUCUGGGGACACGGCUGAAGGGUGAACCCUGGCUGGCUCGAGGGCGCAAGUGGCUGUGAGGACAGGAGUCCUGGAAACUCGGUGGCUUGGGUCCGAGGUCAUUACAGAGGGAAGGGAGGUGACUCUGGGGCUGAGACGUGACCCCCCUGCUGCCACCUGUGUCUAGGACCCCCAGCCUGGGCGAGUGGGAUAACCACGCCAGGCAGUGUCCCGGACCCUGACAUUAGGCCCUUUCGGUGGGGAACUGGGGUCUGAGUAGAUGCAGAGGGACGAGAGCCCAGGGGUGAAGAGAGGCAUACAGCCAGGCUAGACUCAACUGCAGGGGGUGGCAGAAGUCCUUUU